Molecule: messenger RNA, 2870 nt
Organism: Coregonus sp. 'balchen'
Lineage: Eukaryota; Metazoa; Chordata; Actinopteri; Salmoniformes; Salmonidae
Source: the annotation of a GenBank genome assembly
CAAGCCAUGACAAUGAAGAACACAAACCCACACACACACACACAAACCUCAACCUGUAUUGCUAGGGUGCAAAGUUCAGUGCAGGACUCAAGCAGAAGGAUUUUACAUUGACACUGAUAUUCUAAACUGCUAAUCAUACAGGCGUUGUGCGAUGUGAUUUCCUAAAAAUGGCUUCCAUAGUCUCUCUCCCAGAGGAGGAUCUCUCCUGUUCUGUGUGCCGUGACAUCUUCAGGGACCCGGUCAUCCUGUCGUGUAGACACAGUAUCUGUAAAGUCUGCUUGUUGGAACUGUGGAAACAUAAGGACGUGCUGGAAUGCCCUCUCUGUAGAAGAAGAUCAUCGCUGGAGCUUCCAUUUGAUCUGAAUCUGAAGAGGCAGUGUGAGGCUGUCUUACAGGAGAGGGGUCGGGAAGAUACAACUGAGUCUGAGGUGCUCUGCAGUCUGCAUAGCGAGAAGCUAAAGCUCUUCUGUCUAGAGGAUAAACAGCCACUGUGUUUAAAGUGUAAGGCCUUAAAAAAACACACCAACCACAGCUUUUGUCAGAUAGAUAAAGCUGCCGAGAAUUAUAAGGUAUGAAAAAAAUAACAUUGUAAUGAUUAUAUUAUUUGUUACUUAGAUGGUUUAAGCUGGUCACUGGUGGGUAAUUGUGUUGUUGGGGAAACUGCAUUGAUAGAAACGUUUUUUUAAAGGUGUACGAUUUUAUAUUUUCAAGUUUGUAUUUGAGGUCAGAAAGUUCAAAGGUCCAUUUCAUGAAAAUGUGUAAAACAAGUUGUCCGUGUUUCAUGUGGGUAUUUCAAAAAUAGCUCACUACAACCACUACCAAUUUUAGGAGAAACUCCAGACUGCACUAAAACCCUUACAUGGAAACCUGAAGGCCUUUAACAAAGUUAUACAAUCCUGUGAUCAAACAGCAGAGAAUAUUAAGGUAAGAAUGCUGAGUAAUGUAACAAUGUUAAAGUACAGUAACCUACCCCUUCACAUAAACUCUGUGGUCUAUCAAAUAUUCCUCUUACUGUCUCCAGAGCCAGGCUCAGCACACAGAGAAGCAGAUUAAGAAGGAGUUUGAAAAGCUUCAUCAGUUUCUAAGAGAUGAAGAGGCAGAGAGUAUAGCUGCACUGUGGGAGGAAGAGGAGCAGAAGAGUAAGAUGGUGAAGGAGAAGAUUGAAGAGAUGUGCAGAGAGAUAUCAUCACUUUCAGACACAAUCAGAGCCAUAGAGGAGGAGUUGAGAGCUGAAGACAUCCCAUUCUUGCAGGUAAGAACUAAUAUCCAUGUAUACAUUAUUUGUGAUACUUGAUUAACUAAAUUGAUCUCAUUGAUUUUAGUGAUUACAUUGAUUGGUAAUUUGCUAUUUUGUUUUUUUUCUACAGAACUACAAGGCCACAGUGAAAAGGUAAGUUAGUUGUGUCCUGUCUCUAUCUUCUCUGUGGUUCUGAACCCAACCCCACAGCAUCAAUGACUCCUAAAUGUUUUCCAGAACCCAGUACACAGUGCCGGAUCCAGAGAGGGUUUCAGGUCCACUGAUCAAUGUGGCAAAGCACCUGGGCAACCUGCAGUUCAAAGUCUGGGAGAAGAUGCAGGAGAUUGUUCAAUAUAGUAAGUAAUUAAACAAUAACAUUUUGGCCCAAUGAACACAACUUCUAUAAGACUUUGGCCAGGAUUCAAAUCAAAGAUAAAAACAGAUAAACAAAUCAAAGAUAAAAACAGAUAAACAAAGUAUCUCUCUCUGUGAAUCCUGAUGCAUUACUAUAUUCGAAUGGGUCAACGUUUCCAAAUGUUUACAAGCUAGAGGGCGCUGUGGUGUUAUUUAAAAUGUAAAAAAAACAUUGAAAGCAGAAACCCAGCCCUUGUCAAUUUUAAUCUGUAGUUGUAAUCUAAUCUCUAUGUUCAGCUUCUGUGACUCUGGACCCUAAUACUGCCCACCCACGUCUAUGCCUGUCUGAAGAUCUGACCAGUGUGAGAGACAGUGAUCCUAUACAGUCGCUUCCUGUCAACCCAGAGAGGUUUGAUCACCUUCAGUUUGUCCUGGCCUCUGAGGGAUUUAACUCAGGGACACACAGCUGGCUUGUUGAGGUUGGGGAGAGUGAAAACUGGACCAUAGGUGUGAUCACAGACUCUGUCCAGAGGUCUGGAUUGAUAAAGAGUGGAUACUGGAGUGUUGGAUAUUAUGAAGGUAAAUACUGGGCAUUAUUCCCACCUGAUCCACCCACUGAUAUCACAUUGAUACAGAAACCUAAGAGGAUCAGAGUGCAUCUGGACUGGGACAGAGGAAAGCUGUCAUUCUCUGACCCUGAUAAUAACACACGUCUACACACGUUCACACAACAUUUUACAGAGAGAGUCUCUCCAUUUAUUGGUAAUUACUGUGAACUCCACUCUCUAAAGAUCUUACCACUGAAGGUCUCUGUAACAGUGGUUUAGCACAGUUAGUUGGUACUGCUUCCGUCUAAAUCAGUGAUCAAAUUCACUACAUGUAAUCAAUCUAAUUACUAUAGAGAAAUAAUGUUUUCAAUGGAAUGGACCAUUCCUUUACAUGGGCCUAUUGAGAAUCAAUACUGAUGUUUUUGGCCUAUUUGCAUAUUUGCCACCUUUAAUUUCUAAUAAACUGACUGAAUUCACUCUCAUGUGUGCAUUCUUUCAGCUACUGUUGUCAAUGAUUCAAGCAAACAUUUUUAACAGCUUAGUCUGUCAUAACAUCAUAUAUUUGAUCAGGAGUUUAGGAGCUUCUCCAGACCUCUGAUGGUACCAGGUAAUACUGUGAGCCAGAGUACUGACUAACUUUACUACUGGCGCUACAGUCAAUAGAGACAGUUUGACCAGGCUGGACUGACUGAGCUGCAGACUGAGUCAAUACAUACUGACCCCAAGACCCU